UGGAUUCAUGAUCGCACAAAGCGCACAGUCUGUUCAGCGAUCUCUCAUCUAGCGGUCUCUUCUCUCUGCCUCUCCAUUGCUCACUGCCUCUCGUCGUCUACGGCUUUCUCCUCAAAAAGCCUCUGAUCGUAUCCGCACGAUCCCGAGCUGACCGGUGAGGUACCGGUACUCUCCCCUCCUUCCACUCAUUCGAUCGCUCCCCCUCCUCCUCACAACAGCUGGAUGGAGACUGGCGAGCGGAUAGGAAGAGGCGAAUGGAGCUGCGGGAUGCUGUAGGGGUUCGACAAACCGCAGCCCAUAGCUGAAGCGCACAGGGUGAACAAACACACGGGAACGUUGGGUGCAAGCAGAGAGAAGAGCUUGAAGUUUUUAAGAAAGGAUGUUCUAAAGCGUCGAGAGCCGUGCAACAUGAACAAGCUGUUCAGGAGGAGGCAGCGCUCCCUGCUGCAGCGGCUUUGCUUCUGGUGCGCCGGACUGCUUGCAUUGAGUUGGAUCUCACAGCUUUGUCAAGUAACAGAUGGCGGACCCUUCAUCAGCAGCAGCAGACUUGAACCACUGGGAUGGCCUGGGCGAAGACUCUUAUCUGCAAGUGAGGAGAACUCAACGGAGAGAACUGUCAAUUGCACCAAACCUGCAAUUCAUGAAUUUCCUCAAGACAUCUUUUCAAAGGAGCAAAGAAGAAAAGGGGCCGUGCUUCUCCAUGUGUUAUGUGCUGUGUACAUGUUCUAUGCCUUGGCAAUUGUCUGUGAUGAUUACUUUGUGCCGUCACUGCAGAAGAUAUCUGAGAAUCUUCAUCUAAGUGAAGAUGUGGCAGGAGCAACAUUCAUGGCAGCUGGCAGCUCUGCACCAGAACUGUUCACUUCUCUGAUUGGAGUGUUCAUCACCAAAGGAGAUGUAGGUGUUGGGACCAUUGUUGGGUCAGCCGUCUUUAACAUCCUGGUCAUUAUUGGCAUAUGUGGCGUCUUUGCAGGACAGACUGUACCUCUGACUUGGUGGUCAUUAUUCCGGGAUUCCUCAUAUUACACCUUCACUGUCAUUGCACUUAUUCUGGUAAUCUAUGACGAGAAAGUCGCUUGGUGGGAGUCCAUCAUUCUUAUAACGAUGUACAUGGUCUACAUCCUCAUCAUGAAGUUUAAUUCCAAGAUCUAUAGCCAAGUGGAACGCUGGGGCCCUAGUCGCAAUCAGCCUCGAAUGGUCAAUGGUCACCAGGCAGCAGAGAACAACCAGCACCUGGAUACAUCAAUGGUCAUGCUGAGAAAAGGACGCCGCUCUGUUCAGGAGUCAUCCCCUGUUCUCAUGGUGGAUGAGUUAUUCUGCCUACACCCCCACCAGCUCAACUUUCCUGAAGCCAGCUUGCGUAUCAUGAUCACGCAGCACUUCUCACCAAGGACUCGACUCAGUAUGGCCGGCCGGAUGCUUAUUAAUGAGAGACAACGGCUGAUUAGAAACCGUAGCCCUGGAGGCAGCAGUGGCAGUGGUGGCGGUACUGACACCCCAGUGAAAGCAAGCAUGGCUGAUACAUGGCCGUUGGAAAAUGGUGGACCAAUGGAAAAUGAGAGGCAGCUUUUAGAGGAACAGAGAGGGCAAAGAGAAGAGCAAGAAGAGAAUGAAGAUGAGGAGAGACGAAGAGGGAGCACAGCAGCAGUAGAAGAGGAGGAGGAGGAAAGUUCGCCCUUUUUACCAUUUCAGAUGCCAGAUGGGACAUGUGCCAAGAUGAAGUGGCUAAUUUCUUGGCCCUUUAGUUGUCUCUUGUACUGUACAGUGCCAAACUGCGAUCAGCCACGCUGGGAGAAGUGGUUUAUGGUCACCUUUAGUAUGUCCACUCUCUGGAUUGCUAUCUUUUCCUAUGUAAUGGUCUGGAUGGUUACUAUUAUCAGCUACACACUAGGCAUUCCAGAUGUUAUCAUGGGUAUUACAUUUUUAGCAGCUGGAACAAGUGUUCCUGAUUGCAUGGCAAGUCUCAUCGUUGCCCGUCAAGGCAUGGGUGACAUGGCUGUCUCCAACUCCAUUGGCAGCAACAUUUUUGACAUUCUAUUGGGUCUGGGGUUCCCUUGGGCAAUGCAAACCUUAGUGGUGGAUUAUGGAUCAUCUGUCUUCAUAAACAGCAAAGGACUGCUGUACUCAGUCAUUCUGCUGCUGGCUUCCGUCUUUCUUACUGUUCUGAGUGUGCAUCUGAACAAGUGGCAACUGGAUAGAAAACUCGGUUUGGGCAUCCUGUCCCUCUACACGGUCUUCGUGCUCUGCUCAAUCUUGAUCGAGCUCAACGUCCUUGACUCACUUCCACACUGCCAUUGAGGACAGCUCCCUACUUCCCACCAUAGAAGGUUGGAGUAUAGAAGAUGUGUUGGAUUCUCUCUGAUGUUAAGCACCUUAUGACCACCACCUUCAUUCUGCUUUGCACGCACUGGACAUCCCCUGAUCCUUAACAGUGCUGGCCUUUAUGUCUGGUGCUUCCACUCCCUUCCCGAGCAAGCCGGUAGCGUUUGUGAGCGGCAUGCAUUUAUUAUAUUGGUAUUUUUUUUUUUUUUUGGCAAUGUGAUGGAAAUGAUGAUACGGGGCUUUCCAUUGCUUCUGCAUCAGGUAGAAUGGCCAACUCUUGUAACAGCUUUUAAUCUCACAGAGUGACAUGGCUACAGUACAGAAGUUACCCAACCUAAAUUUGUGGUAGUACAAUACUUGGGCUAGACCCGCCUCUGAAUUUAUAGCCGGCAGCUAUUCUUUCUCAUUUUACUUUUGUGUACCUAUUGUAGAUGCGUCUUACUAUUCAAGUAGACAAAUGCAAACCCCACAGUAGUACUGUGUUUUACAAGACAUCUGCCUUGAGCCUUACUGAGCUUAUCGAGAUGUUUAAAACAAAGGCAUUUAUGAUCUAUGUCAUUCACUUAAACAAGAUCUGGUCAUUUUUUAAUUUUGUUCCUUUUAGGCAGUAGUGUGUAAUGGUUACAGCCCUGGAUGUUAAACCAUAAGGCUGCAGUUCAAUGUCUGGCUCGGCCACACUGUGUGACCCUGAGCAAGUCACUUAAUCUGCCUGUGCUCCAAGCAUAAAAAAAAUAUCUAUAAGCAUUUUUAACGUCUCCUGAUCUUGUGAUUUGCUUUGGUUGAAGGUGUCAGCUAAAUGUGUAAUAAUGCUUUUUCAAACAGAGUAGCAUGAAGGUGGCCAUGUCUUCCAGUGACCCAUUAGAAAAUGAACCUUGUGUCUAAGGAGAUGGACUUCAGAACUAGAAGAGCUUAUCUUUAUAUCCCUUCUCUGCUUCCCAGGAAAAUCUAGGCCAUGUUUAUUAUCUGCUUUUGUGAUUUUUUUUUUUCUUUUUUAUGAUAUGCUUUGGGGUUUGCAGAUACAUAAAAUAAAGAUUGAUCUUCCACAGACAAUAUAGUUUGGAGCACUGCAGGAGUCCACAGUGACAGGAAAUAUUCAGAUCUGUCUGUAGUAGUAAUUUAUUUUUUAUCAGCAUCUCUAGAAAAACCGCAGUGCAUACCGCAUCGUCCCUUUCUUCUUUAAUCUAAUUCUUCUUCCAGUCCCAAAAGCCCAAACUUGAAUAUUUUUCACCACUCUCAAGUCCCUUGAUUCACCCCUUUUUUUUUCCGACCCAUCUGAUCAGACAUGUUUGUAUAGUAAUUAUACAGCAGCCUUUGGUUGGGCACAAAAGAGGCUCUGCAGCAUCUAUUCCUCCCGGGAGUCUCAUUUCAGGGGGCUGAAGCAAAAUGGCCUAAGGCAGAAGGUUGAAUUUGAGUUCAAGGCAAAAAAAAGAAUUUUUCAUAUGGUCUCCUGACACAGAUAUUUGAUGCCAUCAAAAUGAAACAUUUAAAGAUGCAAUGUGGGUGAUGAGAGUGGAGCUCUUUGUAUUUCUCCCUGUCUGAGAGUGGCCCCCUCAAGUGCUGCUUUCUCGGCUCUCCCAGUGAAGCCUGACAUUGUAUAAGGCAGAGAUCUAAAAUAUUUUAUUUGUACACCAGCAUAUCAAAGAGUCCAGAAAUGGACUCAUCUCUGACAAUGCAGUUUGAUUCUCAUCCUAACUGCAGGCAAGCUCAUGCUUAAAAAUGUUUCUCUCAGUAGUCUAAUAGCACCACCUAGUGUUCAAAGACAGGAGUUGGUUUGACAGAAAAUAGAGCAAGCACAACUAAUCGAGAUUAACUGAUACAGUGCUCAGCUAAACAGGAGACAUAAUAUACAUAUUUCUUCUGUAAACUGAUAAACUACUCAAUCACUUGGUUUGUGAUAUUUUAUUUACCCAUUAGAAGGAAAUUAGUAUUUCACAGCAUUGCAUUAAAAUGAUGUGUUGAAUUCAAUUAGACAAAGUAUGUGGCAUCUACUGGCCUGAAGGACUUGGGAUGGCAGGAUACCUAGUCAGACUUUUGAGGAAUUAUUUUACCUGUUUGUAUCCAUUUUAUGUAUGCUUGUGGAGAUUAUAUUUUGCAAUUAUGUGUUAAGGAGAUAUUGAAGAUUAAUCGAACAUUUUCAAAUCAUCCUAAGCCAAUUUAGAGUUUGGGCUUAUGCUAGAAGCUUACCCACUAUAGUCAUGCACAAGGACAGUCUGGCAUAACUCCACACUCAAACUGGGCAAAUUUAAAUUUGUCAUUUAAUCUGUUAAGCACAUCAUUUAGAUGGUGGGGGAAAAAGUGUAGAGAACAUGCAACCUUUACACAGAGAAUAACCGGGAAUGUUAUUUAAACACAGGAUGCUGGAUCCAUAGGGCAGUAAAGCUAACCAUUGCACCACCAUGUUACACAAUUCAAUGUGAUCAUAAUUGGCAGCUAAGCAUGCAGUAGUGUUGUUAGACCAUUUGCCUUCCCAUCAUAUUUGGGUAGCUGUAAUUGUUCUUCCAGAGUUUUGUAAAGAAAAUGCGCACUUACAUUGUGAUUUGGCUUUUUUUGUUUCCAUGUAACUUGGCACUCAUAUAGUCUUUGUUUUCUUUUCUGUAAACCACUGAAGCCACUUUUGGAAAUGUACCGUAAUAUUUAAAUUUAAAUACAUGGUAGAUCAAUUAGAAUUUGAAAGGAAAAAUGCAAAUUAAUUAAUAUUUACACAGCAUGUAAAAUUCAUAGUAAAAAUUUCAAAAAUAAAGUCAGAAACCAAGCAUUUAGACUCUUGAACUUAUAUAAGGUUUGUCAAAGAUGUGUCAAAUUGUGUUCUUAACUUUCUUUGUAUUAUUUUCCUUUUUUCUGGCAGAAAACAUGCAACACUUCUUUUCUUUUAAAAGUAAAACUUUUUUUUUUCUUUGAAAGAAUUGGAAGACACAAAAUCCUGUAGAUGAGGGGCUUCCAAGCCGUGGCUGCUGGUUUUCAUUUCAGCCAGUUUCUUAAUUAGAAACCAGUCUAAGCCUUUGGCCUGUGUCUUAGUGAAAGGAUGUACUUCAUUGCUGCUUUUAUUCUAAAACCAGUAAGCGUGAAGUGCACUUUCAUUUGAAACAACAUGCUUUCCACAUUUUCAUAUGGCUUUAGUCCCAUUUUCUCCUACAUCCCAAGAACCUGCAACAGCAGGCUGACUGAUGGGCCAGAGUAGGUGAGUGUGUCCUCAUAUUAGAAAAAAUUCCAAAGUAGUGUUUGCGAUCAAUUUUAACACUUUCUUUCUUCCUUCUAUGAGAGCAAAGGCAGCUCAUGUGACACACUGAACCAGAGAUGGGAUCUGAACUUGUAGGCUAAUGAUUUCAGGUCCAUUUCCUUAGUCCAUGGGUCAUUAGCCACAGCCUUCUGUUUGACGCAGCUUUACUAGACCUGUAAAUGUUGCUGCACUCUAAAUAAAGUACAGGCUCGCUUAACAGGUCCAAAUUCUCAAGUAGUGUAAUCUAGGUGUGAAUAUCAUUUGAUCUGAUCUGACUUAAUAGUUUAUUUAUUAUUUUAUUUAGAAAGAUUAGCUAAUUGAAAGAUGUCACAUGAUGUAGUAUUUUAAGAUGGUGGCAUGACAAUUAUCAUAAAUACGUGCAGACUAAGUGGGACAAAUGACGAGAGAGUGCACUUUUUAUAUAAUAUAUUCAUUGUUGUUUUUGACAGUGCCAAUUCUGAAGUCCCCUCAAAUAAUAGGAGUUUAUUUAUUGUUUCAAAAAUAAUUAAAAUAUUUAUAGAAACAGAAUAAUUUUACAUUUUUGGAACUUUAAAACAAUACAUAAUAUAUAGUGAGUAAUAUAUGCAUAUAUAUAUUAAAACACAGAACAUUUUCAAACGUACUUAAUCCAAAUGAGAGUUUUCAGGGGCUGGAGGCAGAAGCCAAUCCCGGACAGGACGCCAGUCCAUCGCAGUAAACACUCACAGGGGGCUAAUGCAGCCAGCACCUUACCUAACACACACAUUUUUUUAGAAUGUACCUCCAUCCAGCCAUCUUCCUAACCUGUGUGGAAGAAAAAUAAGCCACAAUAUUUAGUUUAACAUAAGGAGGUCUUUAUUAGCAUUAAUGCUGACCCAGAACGUUAGCACUAAAGUCCUGAAUACCCAAUUAACACAGUGUGCACUCUAUAUAGCCUGAAAAUCGUUCCCCCCUUCUCUUAGCCAUGUCAUAAAAAAGGUUGGGAUUGAUUAUUUUAGUUUAUAUCAAAGAAGAGUAAGGUCAUGUUUGGUGACUUUUUGGUGACUUUAUUGCUUACAGAGAUGAUUAACCGACUUAUCAGUAAGAGCCUCCUUUUAAACUGCAAGAUACGCCUUUAACAAAACAAGACAUAAGUCACAAUAACACUAAUGGUCUUCUGUGGAAACAUUUUAUGGGUAUGAUAUACUUAAUAAGGACCAGUAAAAAUACAGAUUUGGUUAAAACUUAAAGAAAUUAACCAGUAUGAAGCUAUUUAACAAGAAACCCAGUUCAUUACAUAUUGUUAAAGAACAAAUUAUAUUUUGCCAUUGAUAGGAUUUAACCUUAACAGAGCAGAAUACCAACCUUGAAUAGAGCCAUAUAUCCACAUAAUGGCAGGGUCAUGGGGCGGUUGGAGCCGUUCCCAGCAAACGCCAGAUACAAGGCAGGGACGACUCCUGGACUUGACACCAGUCCACUUCCAAGGUAGCCAGCAAUGUACACACGAUUUUUAGGAAUGUACGUUUAUCUAUCCAUCCAUCCACCAGUCGAUCGCAGUAAACACUCACAAGGAGCUAAUGUAUCCAACAACUUAUCUAACACUCACACACACUUUUUGGAAUCUACAUCCAGUAUUUAACUUACUUAUUACCAUUAGCCAAGGCUAACUGGAAAGGACAGUAAUGUUCAAUGUGUCAUCUUACCCAUACUUCAGGGGCUUUCAAUACUGACUUGAUUUUAAAUUGCCCACCCUACUGUCAGCUCCAAACUGGACACCCUUCCUGUUGAAGGAUUGAUGGCAAUAUGCCCUGAAUGAAUUCAGUUCAUCGGUAGAUCUUUUUAUUUAUUUAUUUGUUUGCUCAAAGUAAUUCUAAAAUGAGUUCUUAACAUUUGAAAUACACGUAUGCCACAGAUGGCAUCCCACCUGGGGUUAGUGUAUACCUGUUGCUGCUACAUUCGACUCCAGAGCCGUGCCACCCAAAAUUUAGGAACCUGUAGAGAAAAAAAAAGUAAAAGAAAAUGGGGUUAUUGUUUGCGAUAUGAUUCCACACGUUAUCUCUUUAGAGACAGGGUUUUUCUCCACAUAUGGUACUACAUCGAUUGCAAAGACGUUAUAGCACAAAAAAUGAAGAAUCAUUUAGGAAUGUCUACAGAUAACACAUGUAAAGUCUUUGUACCUUUGGUUUUAGUGCCAUGCCUCUUUUUUGCUCACACUCGCAGACUUUGACCUCUCUUGGUCGAGAAGUUACAAAGAAAGCAACUAUUUUUUAAUUUGGCUUUAUUUUGCAUGCCAUGGCUUUUUAUCUUUAAGAACAGGUAAAUUAAUAAAAGUUAAUGAAAUCCAAAAGCACAACAUUUAGAAUUAUUCCACUUUUACCUACUUAAAUAUUGCAAAAUGUGAUUUAUUCACAGCUACUUUGCAUUUCCAACUAGUUUUAGCAGUUAAUCCCAUUCAGCUUCCCAGUGUUUCAGUACUUUGCACAUCUUUGAUAAAUGUUUCUAUAUUUAAUAACCGUUAUAAAUAUUUAAUACAUUUUUAUAUUUAAUAAAUGUAACAGGACUGAAGAUGCAUUCUAUGUAUUUAUUAGAUGUUAAAAAAUAAAUCUCACAUAUAUUUAAUACAUGUUUUGAAAUGUGAUUAAUAUUUUACAUAGUUCCUUUUUUUUUUUUAAAGAUGAUGUGAUUUGCAGGCUAUUUCUAGUAGUAUUCCUGAAUGAACAGGAAGAAAUACACAAAUGUUGCACUAGAUCUUAUUUGACUUGAAUUAGUGUAUAAAUAAUAGCAGAGAAAAACCAGUAUAAUUAAAACUGUAUGUUGUAUUGUACUGGUGUGUGGCUGAUAAGUAUAACAAUACAAUUCUAUUUUUCAAAAUCCUGUUCAAUUGAAUCAAAUUAUAUAACUUGUAUCUGUGAUAACUGUUGUUCAAGUAUUGCCCAUUAGGGGGCACAAUUUACUAUAUUUUUGUCAAACUUCAUUUUCACCAACAUUGUAAAAAUGAGCCACCUGUUGUAAAGCCUCAGUAUGCCUAAAUAAACAUCAUUUCUUUGUUAUGGUUCCCAAGGAAAGAAAUAUUUGUUUUUAGCGAAUUGCAGUUACUUUGGGGGGCAAAAAGGGUAAUUUAAUUUUCAGGGGCACCUGCUUGUGUCCCAUUUUUAUUUUUACUAUCUCCCAUAAGUAUGGUACAAUUUGCUUUAUACUGUAUACUGCUUUUGACUUGUUACCACUUUUCUUUUUGAGGGGCAGCAUGUUUCUGCAAGUUUUCUACCUUUCUCAAUUGUUCCUUUUAAAGGACACUUAAAGACCUUUUGGUCAUUAAAUGAAUCAUUUCAGCUCAUUUAAAUCCUGGUGACACACUCACUUUCUGUUUUUUCUCUUUGUCUCGUAUGUGUUUUCAGAAAGCCUUCCCCCUCUCUGAGUCUCUUUUGAGUCUCAGGGCUCGGGACCACUAGAUCAGGAUCAGAUCCCCUCGCUUGCCAACAUGCUAUAUAUCUUCUUGUUUAAACAAGUACAACUCUUUAAUCUACUGAAUGAAGGCCAUUUGCAUUCCUUAUUAGGGAAAUUAAGUUGGCUGGCUGAGAAUUCUUAAUUCCCGUUUUAGUGGUGUAUCUGUUGAGAUCUUGUACGUUAAAAAGGUUUUGGGUUGUGUCCAGAUUCUUUAUGUCUUAGUAAGGGCUGGAUGCCAAGAUGACCUUUAUUUGAACACUGGGAGUCAAGAGGCCUAUAGGUUUAGUGAAGCUCUUGUUUAAAAAGUCUAAAUCAAAUAUGCCAGGCCAAAAGGGCAUCAUCAUUAACAAAACCAGGGAAUCUCCUUAAAGAGUAUGUAUGAAUAAAUGUUUUCUAAUGGCAAUUGCUGAUUUAGUCAUGGCUACAAACUAUAAGUGUUAAGCAGGCCUUUCUCACAAAUAGGGGUGCAUACCGUUCAUGUUUAUUUAAACAAUAUGUCAUAAACAGUGACAAGAAAAUAUUAAGAAAGAAGGCAUCUAGCAUUUUUAACAGGCUUUUCUUAUGAAAAACUCUGAGCUUUGCUUAGGCCUUGAGUUGCUUUUGGAUGAUUAAUGCUUUAUAUUGCUGUAUUUUUUUUCCCUUUAAACUGAACUAAAAUUGACAAGAACACCGAGGUGGAAGCAAGUGGCAGUGUUGUCUUUAUCUGUUUCAGGGAGGCAUGUAUCUGUCCCAUGCAUGUCAUUCCCAGUAAUUUGAGUAAAGAGGACCUGACAGCACGUUCCGGAUGUUGCUAUGGAUACCUCAGUCAUCUUGACCGGUCACUUCCAGAAUUGGAUUGCUAUGUAUGGAAAAUUCCCAAAACACAUGCGUUCAAAAGACACAAUUCAGCAAGUGAUAAUAGUUUAAGUAACGGAAUGAAAUAUUAGGCAAGCUUUGGCAAGGUGAACAUUCUUCAUUACUUGCUCUUGUAUUCUUAUAGCUUUAAAAACAAUUCACAUGUAAGGGUUUUGUAAUUAUGUUAUUUAUUUAGAAUAUUAGAUGGUCUAGUAGCAAGACAUUUGUAGAUAGUUUUCUGGGACAAAAAUAAAAUUCAUUAGGAAAUUAAUAAAAAGUGUGAGUAAGCUCAUAAAAAAUUGGGGUCUAUUGUCAGACAGACCGACUGGGAAAUUUUUGUGGACAAAAAAAGAUUUUUGUCAAAUAUACCCAAUGCCUUUGUUACAUUUUAUUAAUUGCUCCAUUUCUUUUCUUCUUCACAGAUGUACUCCUCUUAGUGCAGCUCUUUUCUUAAGUCUCACAUUACGCCUCAUGAAGUUAUUAAUAUUACUGCUUACGGGUUUGAGGGGUUCUGUGUGUCACCAUUUUAAUUUUUUUGAUCGUCCUCGCAAAUCACUAUGGCCAAUAAAGCUUUCUUUCCUUCAAAGCUGGUUGUGCCCUGAUGAAAUGGUUCAACCACAAAGUGAAUUUCCUUUCUAAUUUUUCCUAGUGAGGGCACGCUUUAAAUGAAGAUAGAGAGGUGUCUUGGUAAACACUGCAUGCAGUUCAAAAGAACGCACUGGAGCAGCGACUCGGUGUCUUAGGUGAUCAGACCUUGAGUGCUGAGAGCUUACCCUGAAAUUCACCCUUUGUAUCUGUUUUCUAGAACAGCAUUUGUAUUGUAUUAAGAACUUUGACUGUAUGUCGUAAAGUGCAAUAAAUAAACUGUGCAAUAAUACAAAA
Molecule: messenger RNA, 10654 nt
Organism: Erpetoichthys calabaricus (reedfish)
Lineage: Eukaryota; Metazoa; Chordata; Cladistia; Polypteriformes; Polypteridae
Product: sodium/potassium/calcium exchanger 3-like
Exons: 17
Coding region: 409-2295 (628 amino acids)
Biological process (GO): calcium ion transmembrane transport; intracellular calcium ion homeostasis
Cellular component (GO): membrane
Molecular function (GO): calcium channel activity; calcium, potassium:sodium antiporter activity
Source: RefSeq, a predicted model, not a curated record